AUGGACGUGGAGGGCGACUGCUUAAAAGUUACGUCGCCGUCCGAGUGCGAGGGGGCGUGUCGCGUGCUGGCGCCAGCUGCGAGCAGCGCCUCGUUGGUGCGCCUUGAAACCGAGAGCAGCUCGGCCGUCGCGCUCUAA
Molecule: messenger RNA, 138 nt
Organism: Peronospora matthiolae
Lineage: Eukaryota; Oomycota; Peronosporomycetes; Peronosporales; Peronosporaceae
Source: the annotation of a GenBank genome assembly